Molecule: messenger RNA, 450 nt
Organism: Ostreobium quekettii
Lineage: Eukaryota; Viridiplantae; Chlorophyta; Ulvophyceae; Bryopsidales; Ostreobiaceae
Source: the annotation of a GenBank genome assembly
GACAUGGAUUCCAUAGCAGUGGCUGAGCGAAAGGUGUCUGGUGAGAGAGGGGCGGCUGCUGGCUCGGGGCGUGAGGACAUGGAUUCCAUAGCAGUGGCUGAGCGAAAGGUGUCUGGUGAGAGAGGGGCGGCUGCUGGCUCGGGGCGUGAGGACAUGGAUUCCAUAGCAGUGGCUGAGCGAAAGGUGUCUGGUGAGAGAGGGGCGGCUGCUGGCUCGGGGCGUGAGGACAUGGAUUCCAUAGCAGUGGCUGAGCUUGAGGAUCUGCGAAAUCGAGAUGAUUUUGAUGAAGCUGCAUAUGAGUCGUUGCCGUCAGAAGUCAGUAAGUUGGUUGAGAAAGGGACGCCAAUGCCAUCACCAUGUGGGCAGGAUGCGGAGGGCCAUAGGGAGGGGCAAUCUGGAGAUGGCGGGGCAGUAUCUGGCGAAGGCAGAAGCCCGGGAAAGAGACCCUGA